Molecule: messenger RNA, 3279 nt
Organism: Wasmannia auropunctata (little fire ant)
Lineage: Eukaryota; Metazoa; Arthropoda; Insecta; Hymenoptera; Formicidae
Gene: Alp4
Product: alkaline phosphatase 4
Exons: 8
Coding region: 384-2027 (547 amino acids)
Biological process (GO): dephosphorylation
Molecular function (GO): alkaline phosphatase activity
Source: RefSeq, a predicted model, not a curated record
ACAAAGCUGUGGAACAUUGGCGGGCACGCUCCGAUAUUCUCGCAUCGGCUUUAAACUCGUGCUUUCCGGCUGCGUCGCACGACUCGAAAAGAAGUCGGACAGGCCACAUGGGCCGCUUUUGUCGCCGAGUGUUAUCGGCGGCCGAUCGACCGGAGUAGUGGCGAGGUGAUUACGCCGCGCGAUGCCGAUUUAAAAGGACGCAUUCGCUGUACCGCGCGCUUCAUUCCCGAGUGUUCCUGAGGAUGUCACGUUUCAAGACGCGCAACGCCGAAGCAUCGUUGAAUUGACGUAUCGACAGGUGCAAUCGAAUUGACACCGUCGCGGUGCCACGCCACGUGUAUCCCCGAGUUCCCUUACGACACCUCAGUGAAGAACUAUUCACAAUGAAGCGCUGCAUCCUAUUACUUUGCAUCGUAGCGGUUCUUCGAGAUUCCGAAGCGCUACGUAAAGGAUCCACGGAUUAUGAAGAUAUGUCCUUCUGGCUCAAAUCCGGCCAAGAGACCCUGCACAGGAUCCUGACGGAGCCGAAGAACGAGAAUCGUGCCAAAAACGUGAUCAUCUUUAUCGGGGACGGUAUGGGCCUGUCCACCAUCACGUCCGGUCGAAUCUAUGUGGGUCAGCUCAACGGUUACAGCGGUGAAGAAUACCAACUCUCAUUCGAGAAGUUCCCCAACGCCGCCCUCGCCAAGACUUACAAUGUAGACAAACAAGUACCGGAUUCCGCGGGAACGGCCACUGCUAUAUUUUCUGGAGUGAAAACCAAAUAUCGGCUUAUUGGAUUGGACGCCAGAGCCGAAUAUAGCAAGUGUGAUAAAAAAAUCAACGAAUUAAGCAAAGUGAGCACGGUAGCCGAUUGGGCGCAACAAUCCGGCAAGGACACUGGAUUUGUUACCACCACCCGUAUCACCCAUGCCACUCCCGCGGGACUUUACGCGCACGUUAAUCAUCGAGAUUGGGAGUGUGAUAGCGAUGUACCGAAGAAUCAACGAUUUUGUAUCAAAGAUAUUGCGGCACAGCUCGUUGAAGAUGAACCAGGGAAUCAUUUUAAGGUUAUCAUGGGUGGCGGAGGAGAACAAAUGGGCACGGACAUGAAGAUGAUAAAACCUGAUUCCAAUUCCUGCACGAGAUCUGAUGGCAGAAACUUGAUAAAAGAAUGGCAAGUGCUUCACCCUGAAGGAAAAGCCGUCACCAACAUACAUGACCUCAUGUCCAUCGAUAUAAGCAACACAUCGCAUAUCCUCGGUGUUUUCUCGGCUAGUCACAUGCCCUACCACGCUGUGAAGAGCCCCGAGACACCCUCGCUAACGAAUAUGACAACGCAAGCCAUAAGAAUGCUGAAGAAGAACAAAAAUGGAUUUUUCCUAAUGGUUGAGAGUGGCAAAAUCGAUAUAGCCCACCACGGCAACUGGGCGCAACUGGCAUUGCGCGAGUUAUACGAACUCGACGAGGCAGUCAAGGCGGCUACGCGGCUAUUAAAUAUGGAAGAAACUUUAAUUAUCGUCACAGCCGAUCACUCGCAUUCGUUCACGCUGAACGGAUAUCCGGAGAGGGGCAACGACAUUCUCGGUUUCGGCAACAAGAAACUUAGCCAGGAACCCUACGAGACUCUCUCUUACGCUAACGGACCGGGAUUCUUCUAUCAUCGAAGAAACGAUAGCAACAACGUUAAUGAGACCUGGAGAAGACUCGAUAACGAUACGACUCGCAACGAACCCUUCUACAGACACUUCGCUGGCAAAUAUCUCAAGGAUGAGUCUCACGGCGGAGAAGACGUCGGGGUUUAUGCCAUUGGCCCCUAUUCACACUUGUUCCGAGGUACUUUUGAGCAGAAUUACAUUGCUCACGCCGUGGCGUAUGCGGCAUGCCUUAAAAACUGGCCGUCUCAUUGCGACGAGGCUUACCAUCGUUACUUUUAUGACGUCAAUAGGGCACCACCGAACAGCAGGACAAAUUUAGCCGGACAAAACACCGUGUCGCUUGCGAUAAUAAUAACUUCCCUGUUUACGCUGAUCUUUAUAUGGUUGUGAUAAGUGUAACUGCAUUUUCUUUUUGUAGCCAAAUAAACAAUAAUGCGCCGCGAGAAUUCGCGUCUCGAGUAAUUGGUAUCAAUGCAAAUAAUAUUUAUUGAACACAUAUCGUUCCCUUGUGCUUUUACUGAGAAAAAUUCCAACUGCAAAUCUUCUGAUAUACGGUGUAACGCGAUAAGAUUUCUUUUGCGGUGCACAUCUACGAUCUUUGUAAUAGACUAAAUAAGUUGUGAUCGCAAAUAUCGUAUACGAUUUUUUUCUAUAAUCUCAUUACUCAUUAUAUUUCCUAUAGAUGUAAUUACAUUUUGAUGAUAUAUUACUGUUUAUAAUUUUAUUUAUUGUAAUAAUUGAAGAAAUUAGGCUCGUAAGAAUAAAUAUAUUGAAGUGGAUCCUACGCGAGCUGACACAGGUGUGUGUGUGUGUAUGUGCGUGGCGAGAUAUUGUAACAACAAAAAAUUAAUACAUGCCAACACCCGUGUCGGCUCGCACAAGCUUUACUUCAAUAUAUUUAUUUAUUGUGAUGUUUAGAGCUCAACAAAUAAUCGUGAUUAUAGGUCGCGGGUUUUGUAUGAACUCGAGUAACACAAUGUUUUUUUUAAUUAUUGCAACAAUGACGAAUUUAUUUUAAAACAUGGAGAAAUUUGGACGGCAUUAUUUAAAACACAGGUUUGCAGGAUUUUCGAAAUGAUGACAGGUGCUGAUAAGAAAAGAUGCUCAUAACCGUAUGUCUUCGUAAUGCAAUACAUUGCCAUGUUUCGAACAAAGAUAACAUCGCCAUUGAAUGAUCGCGAAUAAAAUUCUAAUACUUUUCAGUGAGAUAUUAAAAAAUGUACAACGUUUAAAAUAAGUAAGCUACUAUAACAUAAAGAAUCGUCCUUCGAAAUAUAAGAUAUAAUAAGAGAUAUAAUAAGAGAAAUAGAAUAGUUUUUUAUGUACUUUAACUCGUUACUUAUCAAAAUAAAUAUAAACCUAUGUAUAUAAUAGCGCAUUGUAUUAAUAUACAUUGUUACAAACUGAUAAAACAAUUUCUGGUCUAGAUGCCUUAAUCAUGCAAUUAUACGUAAAUUAUAAUAUUAUUAUGGAUGGAAUAAAGUUCCUCAUUAUAUUGUUUGUUAAAUUUUAUGUCGUAAUAAUUACGUAAGCGCGACAAUAAAUCAUUUAAUAGACUUUAAGUUACUACUAACUCGAUUAGAUUUUCAUGUUAAUAAUUCGAUCCUGUUUGAAAUAAAGACUGCAAUAUGAUAACGAAAAA